GAGUGGAGAGAGGGAGUGGAGGAGAGGAGAGAGGGAGAGAGAGAGGAGUGACAUGAGACAAACCCUCUGCGGAUCUAAACACCAGAGCCGCUCCGCUCCGCCGCCGCCCGCGAGCGCCGUCACUCCGACCCUCACGAUGCUGAGCGCUCACACCGGACACCUCAUACACCCCGAGUACCUGCAGCCCCUCUCCUCCACCCCCCUCAGCCCCAUCGAGCUGGAUGCCAAGAAGAGCCCUUUGGCUCUGUUGGCUCAGACCUGCUCCCAGAUCGGCAAGCCGGACUCCCAGUCGUCCUCCAAGCUGAGUUCCGUGACCUCCAGCGGGCUAAGCGAGAAGGAAUCCAUUCGUUCCUCUGCCCUGAAGCGUGGAGACUCUCCCGUCGACGACAAAUCCAGCUUCAAGCCUUACUCCAAAGGGGGAGAGAGCAGGAAGGAGGGCGGUUCCAAUGGCGGGGCGGAUAAAGUGGGAUUCCGUGUGCCUAGCGCCACCUGCCAGCCGUUCCCGGCCCGUCCGAGCUCUCCUCCCUCCAUCAGCUCCAGCUCCAGCUCCCCGACCCACAACGACGGCAAAGGCGCCGAGGUUCCUGACAAGAAGGAGCUGGAUUCGGGCAAGGCCUGCUCGGAGAGCCCUCCCCACCCCGGCCACAACCGGGUCAACGCCUCGGAGACCGGCCAGCACAGGGACAACCCGUCCGGGGGGGGCAAAGGCGAGGCUCCCGGGCUGGGCUCUGGCCAUGUGGCGCCCGUUUCCCCCUACAAACCCGGCCACUCCGUGUUCCCUCUGCCUCCAUCGACUAUGGGGUACCACGGGUCUAUCGUCGGAGCCUACGCCGGUUACCCCUCGCAGUUUGUGACCGGGAUAGACCCCAAGUCUGGCUUGGUGGGCAGCCAGUUAUCGGGCACUUUGGGUUGCGGCUUGACCGGGAAACCAGCUAACACCAGCCCCCUGACUGGAGCAUCUCCUCCGUCUUUCAUGCAAGGACUGUGUCGGGAUCCUUAUUGCCUGACCUACCACAACAGCCCUCACCUCGGCAGCAACGCAUGUUCCUCCUGCAUCCACGACCCUUCGACGUUAAAGUCCGGAUACCCCCUGGUCUACCCAUCGCACCCGUUCCAUUCAGUGCACUCGUCCGCCCUCUCUACCAGCGCUCACCCCUUGUACACCUAUGGCUUCAUGAUCCCAAACGACCCCAUCCCUCAUAUAUGCAACUGGGUUUCUGCGACCGGACCUUGCGAUAAGCGCUUUUCCUCCUCCGAAGAACUGCUCAACCACCUCCGCACGCACACUACGCUUCCCGGGGUGGAUAAGCUGCUGGCCGGGUACCCUGCCUCCAGCCUGGCCAGCGCCACAAGCUGCCAUCUCCAUCUCCCUCAAGGGGCCCCAGGAAGUCCUAAUGCUUUGCCCGGAUCUCUGUCCUUGAGGAGCCCGCAUAGCCUUGGGCUAAACAGAUACCAACCCUACAGCAAAAGCCAUUUGCCGGGUCACGGUGCACCCCCAGGGCUCAAUGGCCUCUCUAUGCCAAACGCGGGACCUUACUAUUCGCCCUACGCACUCUACGGACAGAGGCUGACAUCGGGAUCUGCCCUCGGAUAUCAGUGACAAGACAGCUCGCAGUUUGACCACAAUGGGGACUGACCCCCUUAUUUAUUUACUGUAUGUUAGCUGAAAGCAUUAUCCCACAACUCAAGCUCUAGGUAUGCAGCGCAAAUGUAUCUCGAAAUAACUUUUCUUCCUUUUCGACAUUUUCUUUUUUUUAAGGUUA
This is a messenger RNA of Callorhinchus milii (elephant shark), 1763 nucleotides long. RefSeq names its product zinc finger protein 703-like. Gene Ontology annotation, cellular component: nucleus. The transcript is spliced from 2 exons. Gene Ontology annotation, biological process: negative regulation of DNA-templated transcription. The record is from RefSeq and is a predicted model, not a curated record. Lineage: Eukaryota; Metazoa; Chordata; Chondrichthyes; Chimaeriformes; Callorhinchidae. Bases 53 to 1600 code for a protein of 515 amino acids.